CUGACUCCACACACACACACACACACACACGCACACCCACUCACAUACAAGCUGCUUCUACUCUGUUUAUCUUAUAUCCUGUUGCCUAGUCACCUUACCUCUACACAUAUCUACCUCCAUCAAUCCAGUAUCGAAAUUGUAAAUAUGGUAUUGGAACUGACCCUGUAAUAGUAUACUUACUUACUUAUUGUGUUCUUCAUAUUUCUUCUUAUUUGUCGUGUUUUUUUUGUUGUAUUACAUUGUUAUUGAUUAUUGCAUUGUUGGGUUUUGAGUUUGCAAGGCAUUUCACUGUACUUGUGUAUGUGACAUUGAAUCUUGAAGGUAUGUAACAGGUAAGGAAUAAGAAGUUUGUUUAUUAUGUCCUCAUUUCUCUCUGUGCCAUUCCCCAGUGUGAAUCACUGUGUGAGCAGCAGGAGGGAGGGUUUUUGUGCAACAAACAUUGGUUUCACUUCCCUUUGCCUUACCACAGCAAUAAAGUUAAUAGGCCUCUGUUAUGAAACUGUCUGAAAAAAUAGCUGUAGUGUUAUUGUCACUGAAGAUCUGAGUAGAAUUGUCCCUGUUUUGAAUCUUUUCAUGUUUUCAUGUCACACUGGUAUUUAAGUAGGUUUCCAUCUUACCCAUACAUGCACUAACUGUGAUUUGUAUGUUUCAUAUAACUUUCUGUGAGUAGAUGGGUGUGUCUUAUAUUAAAACAUUGUCCAUUGUUUCCCCGAAGUACUGUUUACACAACAACAAUGAGUGCAGCCAGCCCUGAGAAAUACAACACAGAGGUCAGACCAGAUGUAAUGGAACUACUAACAUGUCUAAUCACUGACUCUCAGGUGUGUCUCAGUUGUGUCCCAAAACCCAAUGUUUUGAUCUGCAACAUCAGGAAUGUGAGCGUGACCAUACAAAUAGGUCUUAUUUACAGAACUCUACACCAUGGUAUACCAUAGUAUAGAACAAUUAGAGUAGAUAUACAGUUGAAGAUGGAAGUCUAUAUACAUCUUAGCCAAAUAGAUUUAAACUCAGUUUUUCACAAUUCCUGACAUUUAAUCCUAGUAAAAAUCCCCUGUCGUAGGUCAGUUAGGAUCACCACUUUAUUUUAAAAACGUGAAAUAUCAGAAUAAUAGUAGAGAGAAUUAUUUCUUAAAUUUUUUAUUUCUUUCAUCACAUUCCCAUUGGGUCAGAAGAUUACAUACACUCAAUUAGUAUUUGGUAGCAUUGCCUUUAAAUUCUUUAACUUGGGUCAAAUGUUUCGGGUAGCCUUCCACAAGCUUCCCACAAUAAAUUUGGUGAAUUUUGGCCCAUUCUUCCUGACAGAGCUGGUUUAACAGAGUCAGGUUUGUAGGCCUCCUUGCACGCAGACGCUUUUUCAGUUCUGCCCUCAAAUUUUCUAUGGGAUUGAGGUCAGGGCUUUGUGAUGGCCACUCCAAUACCUUGACUUCAUUUUGCCACAACUUUGGAAGUAUGCUUGGCGUCAUUGUCCAUUUGGAAGGCCCAUUUUGCAACCAAGCUUUAACUUCCUGACUGAUGUCUUGACAUGUUGCUUCAAUAUGUCCACAUCAUUUCCCUUCCUCAUGAUGCCAUCUAUUUUGUGAAGGGCACCAGUCCAUCCUGCAGCAUAGCACCCCCACAACAUGAUGCUGCCACCCCCGUGCUUCACGGUUGGGAUGUUGUUCUUUGGCUUGCAAGCCUCCCCCUUUUACCUCCAAACAUAACGAUGGUCAUUAUGGCCAAACAGUUCUAUUUUUGCUUCAUCAGACCAGAGGACAUUUCUCCAAAAAGUACGAUCUUUGUCCCCAUGUGCAGUUGCAACGCGUAGUCUGGCUUUUUUUUAUGGCGGUUUUGGAGCAGUGUCUUCUUCCUUGCCGAGCGGCCUUUCAGGUUAUGUCGAUAUAGGACUCGUUUUACUGUGGAUAUAGAUACUAUUGUACCUGUUUCCUCCAGCAUCUUCACAAGGUCAUUUGCUGUUGUUUCUGGGAUUGAUUGAAAGUCAAUAUAUAUAAAAAAUAUUUAAAAAAAUAAAAAGAGUUCUUAACAGGGCAUGUUUUUUUUUAAACACACAAACCUCAUACCUAGCAAUCACUUCGAUACAGACAGCUGUAAUCAACGAGGAAGUCAUGGUAUGACCCCAAACAACACACGUUGCCCUUUAACAGGUACAGUAUGCCAUCCUUCUAUAUAAAGAACAGUCUACUCUAGCCGCAUCAAGUCAUUAGCCAGCCUAAUCCACUCUAGGCUUGUUGCCCUGAUUAAGCCAUAAUGCCAAACAAGCCACACCAGAGAACAAGAGAGCAACAAGAGAGCUGCCAUAUGGAAUAGCAGCACAUGAUGUCAGUAGUGAAGUAUAAGAAUUAAGUGGAAAAUAUUAUUGUCCACCUCACUAGUAUGUAUGAUCUCAAACCUUGACUUGAUGUGUGUGGAUUGAAGAGAAAUGCAAAGGUGCAAAUGCUCCAAGAAUAAAUACUGAGACCAACUAUUCAUGGCCAAAAUACUUGGGAACUUGUUGACAGAGUAGCGCUGGUGACCAGGAAUAACCAUUCCUGACAGGAAUAACCAUGGGAUGUGGCGUCGCAAAGUCGAACAAGUUCCAUACAAAAAAGGGGGGAAAAGCGAUGAAGGCAGCUGUGUUGAUCCAGCGCUGGUACCGUCAGUAUGUGGCUCGUAUGGAGAUGAGACGCAGAUACACCUGGAACAUCUUCCAGUCUAUAGAAUACUCUGGGGAGCAGGCCCAGAUCAAACUUUACAAUUUCCUUGGCUACCUCAUGGACAACUUCAACCCAACUAGCACUGAACGCAACUUAAUCUCCCACAUAUUCAGAGAGAAUGAAGUGUGCCGCGAUACAGAGUGGGAGAGGCACUUCUGCUAUAAGAAUAUUGAGGUGCCAGAGAUCUACUCAGGUCCCCGUCUUAUCUUCCCUCUGACUGUGGAACAAGUGGCUGCCAUGGUAGAGGCCUUCAGGAAUAAAAGACAGCUCCACUCUCGGUACGUUCUCCAACUUCUCCUGGAAACAUGGAAGUUACUCCGAAAGCUGCCAAACAUCAGUCGAAUCUCCACCUGUCACAGCAAAGAAAUCACCGUUUGUGGUGAUUUACAUGGGCAGCUUGAAGACCUGCUGUUGAUAUUUUACAAGAAUGGCAUGCCAUCAUUGGAUCGGCCAUAUGUUUUCAAUGGAGACUUUGUUGAUCGAGGCAAAGAUUCCAUUGAGAUUCUCCUCAUCCUUUUUGCCUUCCUGCUCGUGUAUCCAAACGAUGUUCACCUCAACAGGGGAAACCAUGAAGACCAUAUUGUCAACUUGAGGUAUGGCUUCACCAAGGAGGUGUUGGGGAAAUACAAGAUGCACGGCAAGAGGAUCCUAAAGCUGCUUCAGAAGAUCUUCAGCUGGUUGCCCCUGGCAACAGUCAUCGAUCAGAAAGUGUUGAUCCUGCAUGGGGGCAUCUCCAACACCACGGACCUCUGCCUCAUAGCCAGAGUGGACAGACACAAAUACGUGUCAGCCCUGAGGCCUCCUAAGAAGAGGACACAAUACCCAGUGAGUCAGUCCUCUGUGGACUUGGACAUGGAAGACGACCUGUCAGGCACCAAGAACAACCAGCGCCGGGUCUCCCUGAUCAAGGCCAACUCUUUCGGACCCCGGGAUGGCUUCCAGCGCCGCUCACUCCAGGACCUUUCCGGCAGGGUCCCCCGGACCGUUGACGAGGAGAUAGAGGUGCGGCGGAGGCAGUCUGGCUUCAUCAAGGGCGGCUUCAGCCAUAGUCAGGGGGAACUCAAUAACCUGGCCGUCUCCUCAGCGUCGCAGGAAUCCACCGACACAGCAGACACUACCGUAGAGGAGUGGAAACAGAUUCUGGACCUACUGUGGAGUGACCCCAUGUCUCAGAGCGGCUGCAUACCCAACGAGGUGCGAGGAGGAGGCUGCUACUGGGGGCCAGACGUCACCCAGGACUUCCUGGACAGACACAACAUGCAGCUCAUCAUCCGCUCCCACGAGUGCAAGCAGGAUGGCUAUGAGUUUUGCCACAACCGCAGGGUCCUCACCCUGUUCUCUGCCUCCAACUACUAUGAAGUGGGCAGCAACAGAGGGGCCUACGUGAAAUUGGGACCAGACCUAGUGCCUUAUUUGAUUCAGUACCAGGCUAGCAGUAUGACUCGAGAACUCACCCUCAGGAAAAAUGUGGGGAAGGUGGAACAUUCAGCCCUCAAGGUCCUGCGGGAACAGCUGUUUGCACACAAGUCUGACCUCGUCAGUGCCUUCCAAGAGUUUGACAAAGACAAAACAGGGCAGGUGUCUCUGAAUGACUGGGCUACGGCGGUAGAGAGUGUGCUGCGUCUAGGCCUACCCUGGAGGAUGCUGCGCUUUCAGCUGGCCACCUGCAAGACCCCGGGGGGCAUGUUGGACUACCAGGAGUGGUUCCAGGAACUUUCCAUAAAAGAGCCACAAAUGGAGCACAUCGAUCAGGGUUUGCUGGAGACCCUGUACCGCCAUCGCGCCACCUUGGAGACCAUCUUCAGAAUAGUGGAUUUAGACAACUCAGGGUUCAUCACGAUGGAGGACUUCCGUCAGACGUGGAAGCUGCUGAGUGCCUUCUUAAAGAUGGAGAUCACUGACGAGGCUAUCUCGGACCUGUCCGUCACCAUAGACACCAACCAGGACGGCAACAUUGACAUCGAUGAGUUCAUGGAGGCCUUCCGGCUGACAGACAAGAAAAGCCGGCUGGAGAGGGGAAAGAGCAUGUUUAUGGGGACUACCACUGACCUGACCAAACUAGAGGGGGACCCCAAUAUAUGAGGGAUUAGUUGGACUGGAGGGGGAGCCCAAUAUAUGAGGGAUUAGUGGGACUGGAGGGGAAGCCCAACAAGUAUGUAGUAGUUUGAGUAAAAAAAAAAAUUAAAACAGACACUAUCCACUCAAGACCAACAAACUACUACUAGUGGGAGAAGUUCCGUAUGGAGAGAGAGAAUGUAAGAGAGACUGCUUGUUUAUUACCUCAGGGGCUAUGGAGGUAGCGCACAAACAAACAAGCCAACAAGCUGCUUUGAUCAUUGACGCACAUUGAGACACUGAGACUAUGGAGUGUUACAGCAGUGUCGAUUAGGCUAGAAGGUGGAUAGCAGACAAUCUCCUUGUGGUGAUUAGAGCGUAUGGCUGGAUUUUAUUUUCGUCAUAGGUUGAAGUUCAAGAAAACACCACAGAGUGAUGUAGUUUUGGAUUAAUUCAGUAUGUAUGCAGAUGCAGAGGCCAACAAUAAAUAUACACAACGUUGUCAUAGUUGAUGUCCUUCCAAGCGGAGUGACUUGCACAUAAUUUGAAAUGUUCAAAUAUGAAAAACAUUAUAUUUUUGCCAGAUUCAUGUAAAUAGAUCCGGACUGUUAUUGGUGCCUUAGUGAUAGAAUAGGGAAAGCAUUCCAUCAUUUUAGUGAAACUCUUAUUAAUGUACUGAUUGAAUCGUGUCAUUGCCAACCUGUCCACUGGAUGUGGUAGUAAGGUUAUAUAUCUCCAAGGGGACAUUGGUUUUUUCCAGUGGCGACCCGUCAUUCAGGGAAGGUGGGGCAGAGACCCACCUGUUUUGAGCCCCAACUGUUAAAUAUAUAUAUACAGUACCAGUCAAAGGUUUGGACACACCUACUCAUUGCAAGGUUUUUCUUUAUUUUUUGACUAUUUUCUACAUUGUAGAAUAAUAGAGAAGACAUCAAAACUAUGAAAUAACACAUACGGAAUCAUGUAGUAACCAAAAAAGGGUUAAACAAAUCAAAAUACAUAAUAUAUUUUAGAUUCUUCAAAAAGUAGCCACCCUUUGCCUUGAUGACAGCUUUGCACACGCUUGGUAUUCUCUCAUCCAGAUUCACCUGGAUUGCAGUCUUGAAGGAGUUCCCACAUAUGCUGAGCACUUGUUGGCUGAUUUUCCUUCACUCUGUGGUCCAACUCACCCCAAACCAUCUCAGUUGGGUUGAGGUCGGGUGAUUGUGGAGGCCAGGUCAUCUGAUGCAGUACUCCCAUCACUCUCCUUCUUGGUCAGAUAUCCCUUACACAGCCUGGAGGUCUGUUGGGUCAUUGUCCUGUUGAAAACAAAUGAUAGUCCCACUAAGCGCCAACCAGAUGGGAUGGCGUAUUGCUGCCGAAUUCUGUCGUAGCCAUGCUGGUUAAGUGUGCCUUAAAUUCUAAAUAAAUCACUGACAGUGUCAUCAGCAAAGCACCUCUACACCAUCACACCUCCUCCUCCAUGCUUCACGGUAGGAACCAGACAUGCGGAGAUCGUCCAUUUACCUACUCAUCAGACCAAAGGACACCUUUUCACCGGUCUAAUGUCCAUUGCUCGUGUUUCUUGGCCCAAGCAAGUCUCUUCUUCUUCUUGGUGUCCUUUAGUAGUGGUUGCUUUGCAUCAAUUUGACCAUGAAGGCCUGAUUCAUGCAGUGAACAGUUGAUGUUGAAAUGUGCCUGUUACUUGCACUCUGUGAAGCAUUUAUUUCAACUGCAAUUUGAGGUGCAGUUAACACUAAUGAACUUAUCCUCUGCAGCAGAGGUAACUUUGGGUCUUCCUUUCCAGUGCCGGUCCUCAUGAGAGCCAGCUCAACAUAGCACUUGAUGGUUUUUGCUACUGCAAUUGAAGAAACAUUCAAAGUUCUUGAAAUGUUCCUCAUUGACUGACUUUCAUGUCUUCAAGUAAUGAUGGACUGUAAUUUUCUUUUCUUAUUUGAGCUGUUCCUGCCAUAAUAUGGACUUGGCAAAGGGUGGCUACUUUGAAGAAUCUCAAAUAUAACAUUUAUUUUGGUUACUACAUGAUUCCAUAUGUGUUAUUUCAUAGUUUUGAUGUCUUCACUAUUAUUAUACAAUGUAGAAAAUAGUAAAAAUAAAGAAAAACCCUUGAAGGUGUGUCCAAACCAUUGACCUGUACUGUCGAUAUUUUGCUGUUGCCUGUUUUGCAUGUUAUUUUGGAAUUAAUAUGUGUCACAGUUCGCAAACAAUGUAACAAAAAUAUAUAGUUGAGUUAAUAAAGCCGCAUACAAACAUGGUC
Oncorhynchus keta (chum salmon) is the source of this 6996-nucleotide messenger RNA. It is a transcript of the gene ppef2a, whose product is annotated as protein phosphatase with EF-hand domain 2a. Gene Ontology annotation, cellular component: nucleus; cytosol. The coding region runs from base 2541 to 4772 and encodes 743 amino acids. NCBI's taxonomy places the organism in Eukaryota, Metazoa, Chordata, Actinopteri, Salmoniformes, Salmonidae. Gene Ontology annotation, biological process: negative regulation of MAPK cascade; detection of stimulus involved in sensory perception. The transcript is spliced from 17 exons. The record is from RefSeq and is a predicted model, not a curated record. Gene Ontology annotation, molecular function: Hsp90 protein binding; iron ion binding; calcium ion binding.